AAAAAAAAAAACCUACUAAGAAAUGCAAGAAGCCAAUUACAUCUUGAAGACUUGAGCUAUUUAAGAGUAUAAAAGUCUACUGAAGAGACAGAAGAAGACGAGAUUGGAAACAUAAUAAUUGGUAAUUGUUAGGUCUAAUCCUUUUUUUACAGACAAUAAAACCCCUAAUCCAGAAAUAGAUGACCAGAAACAGAACAUUCUCCUUCCUAAGUUCAAACCAAAUCAUUUGUUGGGUUAUUUUUUUUCAUUUUGGUCAAAUUGAAAUCAACCCUUUUCAUUUACUCCAUCCUUGUGAUCUUGCAAAAACUAAUAACACCCAAAUUUUGUCUUCUUUCUUUCAGAAAUGUUGUUCUAUUGUAACCAUGGAUGAUUGAGUUUUAAAGCAUGAGUGUGAAGAUUUGAGAGUGUCUCUGAUGGAGCUCGUUUUUUCUCUUCUAGCUUUUUCUUGUUUGCUCCUGGGUUGUAUGGCUGAUUUUCAAGGGGAGGCCCUCUUUGCUCUGAAACAAUCACUACAAGCUUCACCUAAACAGCUGCUGGAUUGGAAUCCCAAUAUGGUUAAUCCGUGUACUUGGUCGAAUGUUAUGUGUGAUAUUAGUAACAAUGUUGUUUCUUUGGCACUGCCUUCCAUGGGGUUUACUGGAUCGUUGUCACCUAAAAUCGGCACUUUAAAGACUCUUACAACACUGUCCUUGCAAGGAAACGGUAUCACAGGAAAGAUUCCGGAAGAGUUUGGAAAUUUGUCUAGUCUAACGAGCUUGGAUUUAGAGAAUAAUCAUUUGAUUGAUGAAAUACCAUCCUCCCUCGGUAAUCUGAAAAAUCUUAAAUAUUUGAUUUUGAACCAUAACAACCUCUCUGGGAAUAUUCCUGAUUCACUGGCUUCCCUUGAUAACUUAAUUAGCCUCCAACUUUCUUCAAAUCAACUGAGCGGUCGAAUACCUUCUCAGCUCUUUUCAAUUCCGCAAUACAAUUUUUCAGGAAAUAAAUUGACAUGUGGUGGGGAUAUCCAUCAUCUUUGUGCAUCUGAUGGUAAUGGCACAGGAUCUUCAAAUAAAACAAAAAUUCAAGUUAUCAUUGGAGUGGUUGGAGGCUUCUUUGGUAUGCUAUUCCUUGGAAUCCUGUUGUAUUGCUUGUGCAAGAGUAGACUCAAAGGCUACAAGCGUGAAGUUUUUGUUGAUGUCGCAGGUGAAGUUGAUCGCACAAUUGCAUUUGGUCAGCUUAAACGAUUUUCCUACAGGGAGUUGCAGAUAGCAACUGACAAUUUUAAUGAGAAAAAUGUUCUUGGUCAAGGUGGGUUUGGCAAGGUUUACAAAGGCUUGCUAGGAGACAAUACAAAGGUUGCAGUGAAACGAUUGACUGAUUAUGAGAGUCCAGGAGGAGAUGCAGCUUUUCAGCGUGAGGUUGAGAUGAUAAGUGUUGCUGUACACAGAAAUUUAUUACGCUUGAUAGGAUUCUGUACUACGCCAACAGAAAGACUUUUGGUGUAUCCAUACAUGCAAAACCUGAGCGUCGCUUAUCGUUUGCGAGAGAUAAAACCUGGAGAACCUGUUUUAGAUUGGCCUAACAGAAAGCGAAUAGCUUUGGGCACUGCUCGUGGACUAGAGUAUCUUCAUGAACAUUGCAACCCUAAGAUCAUCCAUCGUGAUGUUAAGGCUGCUAAUGUGUUGUUAGAUGAAGACUUUGAAGCGGUAGUGGGUGAUUUCGGAUUAGCAAAAUUGGUAGACGUGAGGAAAACUAACGUGACCACACAGGUGCGUGGGACAAUGGGGCACAUAGCACCUGAGUACUUAUCCACCGGGAAGUCAUCUGAAAGGACUGAUGUUUUUGGUUACGGAAUUAUGCUGCUAGAGCUUGUGACAGGCCAACGGGCCAUUGACUUUUCACGCUUGGAAGAAGAAGAUGAAGUCUUGUUGCUUGAUCAUGUGAAGAAGCUGGAAAGAGAAAGAAAGCUGGAUGCUAUUGUUGAUAAGAACUUGAAUAACGAAUUCGAUAUUCAGGACGUGCAGAUGAUGAUCCAAGUUGCACUUUUAUGUACUCAAUCUACACCGGAAGAGCGCCCAGCAAUGUCAGAUGUGGUGCGGAUGCUUGAAGGCGAAGGACUAGCUGAAAGAUGGGAGGAAUGGCAGAGUGUAGAAGUUACUCGCAGGCAAGAAUAUGAAAGGUUGCAUAGCAGAUUUGGCUGGGGUGAUGAUUCUAUCCAUAAUCAAGAUGCCAUUGAAUUAUCUGGUGGCCGAUGAAGCAAAGGUACACUCCAAACCCUAAAUUGCAUAAUCCUGAAGAAAUGUCUAGUUUUUUUUUCUCCUCCCCCCUCCCUCUCUUCCGAAAAAAGGUUUACCAAUUAUAGCUUAUUAUGUUUUCCUCGCUGCCUCUUUGAAAGAAAGGUGCAGUCUUUUUUGAAAUUAUUGUAGCCUUUCCCGUUUUCUUUAACGUUAUAUACUUGUAUACAUGUUGUGUUAUUAGCACCUCUCAUUUUCUUGGCAAUGUCUUUAAGAAUCUCAAGGAAACCUUGGGAGUGGUGACCGCUUUCAAAUCUGUGUUCACUUGUAAGACUCCGUGGCUUAUGAUAGCUUGCUUAAUGAGUAAAAAGUAUUUGUUGAUUCAAAUUGCAUUGUUUUUCUUCUGUUAUUCCUACAUCGGUUCAAUGAUCUUAUCAAGUAAUCCAUUUUUUAAUGUUUGAUUGAUAUUUGAUGUUCUAUGUUACUUGGACUCGAGUACUGAUGUUGGAUACUAGUACGUGUCCAAGUGUCGGAUACGUCUAAAUAUUCAAUUUUACGCUAAAAUGAAGUGUCCAAGUGUGCCAUAGCAAUGUCCGAGGAUCAAGGAUCGGACACGGAUAUGUGAAGCAAAAUGAAGAGUACGAGUAACAUAUCUGUGAAGCAGAACGAAGAGUUCGAGUAGCAUAUCUGAUGAUAGCUUGAUGUUGUGAAUAGACGAGGCAUAUACAUUUCUAUGAAUAAACUUAUCGUUUCUAUAAAUGAAUAUUGAUGGGAUAUUUAGGAUGGGGUUUGCUUCUCUAGGAUUAUCAUUACACUUAUAUGUUUUUACUUGGUGCUUCGGUAAGAUUAAGUUACAGCUAUUUAAUGGAGUUCGAGGGGAAGAGAUGAUGAAA
Amaranthus tricolor (Joseph's coat) is the source of this 3106-nucleotide messenger RNA. Its product is annotated as probable LRR receptor-like serine/threonine-protein kinase At5g10290. The record is from RefSeq and is a predicted model, not a curated record. The transcript is spliced from 12 exons. Lineage: Eukaryota; Viridiplantae; Streptophyta; Magnoliopsida; Caryophyllales; Amaranthaceae. Gene Ontology annotation, biological process: protein phosphorylation. The coding region runs from base 414 to 2234 and encodes 606 amino acids. Gene Ontology annotation, molecular function: protein kinase activity; protein binding; ATP binding.